This is a messenger RNA of Lobosporangium transversale, 470 nucleotides long. Its product is annotated as Prefoldin. The transcript is spliced from 3 exons. Gene Ontology annotation, biological process: chaperone-mediated protein complex assembly; protein folding. Lineage: Eukaryota; Fungi; Mortierellomycota; Mortierellomycetes; Mortierellales; Mortierellaceae. Gene Ontology annotation, molecular function: protein-folding chaperone binding. The record is from RefSeq and is a predicted model, not a curated record. Bases 48 to 431 code for a protein of 127 amino acids. Gene Ontology annotation, cellular component: prefoldin complex; cytoplasm.
UCUUAAUUUUGUUCUGUUAUUUGAAAGAAUAAAGGCAACUCUCCAUCAUGUCCACAUUAGCAACAUUGCAGAAGAAACUUGAGACUGACUCGACUGCAUACCAGACAUUGCAAAAAGAUUACACCAAGGCAGUCGAGUCAAGGCAGAAAUUGGAUUCUCAGCUACAGGAGAACAAGCUUGUGCAGGAUGAGUUCAAGGUUCUGAAGGAUGAUGCCAACAUCUAUAAAUUAAUUGGUCCUGUACUUGUUAAGCAGGAUAAGGCUGAAGCUGUCACGAAUGUUGAUAAGCGUAUUGAAUUUAUCAAGGCUGAAAUUGAUCGUGUUGAGAAGCAGCUAAAGGAUCUCCAAGAGAAGACUGAAAAGAAAAGGGUCGAGCUUGUUCAAACGCAGACAGCAUUGCAGCAGCUUGCGGCCCAACAACAAAAGAAAUAAUAAUAGUAAUAUUAUAUAAUAAUUCUAACAAAUAAAAAU